AUGCAAGUCGAGGAUUUAAAAUUACCCCUGUGGUGGUCGUUAUCGACUUGUAAGAGGGAAGUUAACAUUUGUCUGUGUCGCGGGUCAAGCGGAUCCGUCUUUCGUAGCCAAAAUCCCGUUGUAAAUGAUAGGGACCUCGGCAAUGUUGCAGACUCGUCGGGGACGGUCGGCGCAUGUGCGCGCUUUCCCACAUGUCUGGCCGUUGGCGGGCAGGGUGACACGCCAAACUACAUCGCCAAGCAAAUAAUAGUUGGCUUCGUGAAUCCUCGCAUUUGUUCCCGCUCAAGCGAGCCUCGGAGUUCUUGCGGCUGA
Messenger RNA from Leptosia nina, 312 nucleotides. The record is from the annotation of a GenBank genome assembly. Lineage: Eukaryota; Metazoa; Arthropoda; Insecta; Lepidoptera; Pieridae.